Messenger RNA from Bipolaris maydis ATCC 48331, 685 nucleotides. RefSeq lists its product as uncharacterized. The record is from RefSeq and is a predicted model, not a curated record. Lineage: Eukaryota; Fungi; Ascomycota; Dothideomycetes; Pleosporales; Pleosporaceae.
UACGUCCGCACUCUACUUGUGAGCAUCACCAACCCCAUACACACAUAGCUCUCUCAUAAAUACUUCCAUUCCCUACCCAUCCAAGUUCUUCAAGGACAACCAUCUCUUCAGUUAUCCGCAAUCAUGAAGUUCUCUAUCACUCUGCCAGUCAUCGCUGCCAUCCUGAACGUUGCUUCAGCAGACCUCCACUACGGUGGCAUCUGUGCCGACUGGCCCAAUGGCGCAGCAACCUACAACCAAGCCGCCACAGAACAGGCCUGUUACUCAUACUCGCAGCGACACACUGGCGACAAGCAAUGGGACACGUGCCCUGACUGUAAAAUGGCAGACAAGGGUGGCAUGAGCAUCUGUACCUCCUAUGACUGGCACAUGGGCGGUGAUGAGUGGGAAUACUACUGCAACAUGCAUGGUGCCGGUGGCGCUAUCGCUUCUUAAGUCAGAUAAUCAGGAAAUACUGAGGGAUUGGAUCGAUUUUGCACCAUCAACACACCGAAUGGGGAAUCGAAUUACUUGAGGAGAGUCACUGAUCGGUUAGGGAUUGAGCUCAGAAUGUCCUUGUCAACCGAUAUAACGAUCGAGGAUGGUUGCUACCAUCUAUGAACCAUCUAUGACAGGUUUACUGCUAGUUGAGCAUUGAUAAAUUGUAUAUAUGUACGCUUCGAAUAUCAUUAUUGUUGUUGUUGUU